AUGGGAGUAUAUUGCUUAGACAAAUUAGUUUUUAACCAUAGUUUAAAAAAGAAUACUUUACUUUCUAAAAAAUCUAAUAUUAUAAUAAAAUUUCUAAAGAUGCUAAACUUAUUCGUUGCUGUUAUUAUGGAUAAUUUUGAUUAUUUAACGAGGGAUAGCUCUAUACUUGGACCUCACCAUUUAGAUGAAUUUAUACGUGUAUGGGCUGAUUUUGAUCCUACAGCAACUGGUCGUAUCCAUUAUUCUGAUAUGUAUGAAAUGCUACGUAAUAUAGCUCCUCCUGUCGGAUUCGGAAGAAAAUGUCCUUAUCGGCUAGCCUACAAACAUCUUAUUCGGAUGAAUAUGCCUGUUGCCGAUGACGGAACAGUUCAUUUUACAACAACCUUGUUUGCUUUAAUUAGGGAAUCUUUAAUUGAGGAAAUGGAUGAGGCUGACGAAGAAUUACGUCAAACUCUUCGCAAAAUUUGGCCUCUAAAAUCAAAGAAAAAUAUGAUUGACCUUGUUGUGCCUCCAAAUGGAGGUAAAUGUUUCCAUAAAUCUCUCUCUCAUUUAUAUUCGGAUUUUUUGUUUUUCUCUCAUUAUUUUUUUCUAUUUUCUUCUUCAGAUUUAUGCUUUCAAAAGCUUACUGUUGGUAAAAUAUAUGCUGGACUUUUAAUUCUUGAAAAUUGGAGGGCACGUAAAUCUGGGGUUGAGGUAAUCGAAAUGAUAAAAAAUCUUAUUAUAUAA
Messenger RNA from Meloidogyne enterolobii, 726 nucleotides. NCBI's taxonomy places the organism in Eukaryota, Metazoa, Nematoda, Chromadorea, Rhabditida, Meloidogynidae. The record is from the annotation of a GenBank genome assembly.